Corticium candelabrum is the source of this 3886-nucleotide messenger RNA. Its product is annotated as mucin-5AC-like. The transcript has 12 exons. Bases 1 to 3708 code for a protein of 1235 amino acids. Lineage: Eukaryota; Metazoa; Porifera; Homoscleromorpha; Homosclerophorida; Plakinidae. The record is from RefSeq and is a predicted model, not a curated record.
AUGAAAACAGAGUAUCGGUCGUUUGAAGUAGUCGCCAGCUUCUUUCAUCUUUGGUUACACGUUUUGGCAGUUGGUGGUCUUGUAAUCAGAGAAGAACCAGCAGAUACAAUUAUCACACAAGUUGGUCACGUCCAUACUGCUACUCUCUACUGCAAGACAAACUCUCAAGAUAAUUCGACAAUCACUACUUGGUACCAAGAUGACGUCAACGUAAAAGAAGGAGGUUUACCUUUCUAUAACAUAACGAAAGAAAGUCUUGUGGUUCAAACUACGGAUAUCAAUGAUCCCGGAGUAAUUCUAGAAGGAUUGUAUUAUUGUGUGAUCAACAACGGAACGGUAGCGGUCAGAAGCAAGAGCGCGUAUAUUAGAGGAAAUCGUUUCAUUUUCUUUGUUCCUCCAUUGGCCAGAGCUUUUUCCACGCAAGCAACAGUUGUAGUAGCUCAAAGUGGUUACCUACAACUACCAGUAUCGGACAACAGACCUUUCUGGUUAGUAGAAUGUGAAAGUGUCACUAUCAGUUGUACAUCUACAAGCUGUCCAUUUUGGCAUGACGUAUCUGUGACUGGUCGACUCGUCGUUUUCUCCGUCCUUCGCAUUAGAUACAGUGAAAUCAGAAACAACAUUGACAAAUGUAGAAAUGAAAGCACAAUACGUGUCAUCGGUACAAUUGGAACACCUCGAAUGGAAGGAACGUUUACCUUUAAAGAUACUAUAUCAUUGUUUCCAAGGGCUUAUAUUCAAAAUCAAAAUAUUUUUAUUCAAGUUGGCAGUAAUGCAACCCUUUACUGCAUAUCCAGUCAUAGUAGCAGCCCGUACACGUGGAAAAGAGAUGGUUCUGUGAUUGUUGUUGGUAUGAGAUUUUCAUUGCUCAUUGAUGGUGUGCUGCACAUACAAAACGUGACUGAACAAGACAGCGGGCACUAUGAAUGCACUGCUACCGCAACAUUUCCAUCAUUUGGCGUUGAAACCAGAAAAGUGUCAUGGAGUGUUACUGUAUACAGCUUACCGCGUGUUACUCUAUCUCUUUCUCAACUGAACGACACGCGCACUGAACAGUUCUGCAACACAACCCACCUUGUUGUUCCCUGCAUUCUAAAUCAUCUCCCAACUACAGUAAAGUGUCAAGCAAAAGGAUCUUUUCCGAUGUUGAUUCAACUAUUUCGCAACGCCCAGUUGCUGUUAAAGCAAAACGUGACGAAUGCCAAUCAUGCUGUGCAGCACACAAUUUUAUCUCCUCGUUUAGGAAUCUAUCAAUGUAUCGCUAGAAAUGAGUAUGGCAGCAAACAAUCAUCACUCUACGCAACAGUAUCUGGUGUUGUUCCAACUGUUUUUGCUACAAGUCGCUCAUCAACAACGGAAGCUACAUCUCCAUCGAUGCCACAGUCUACUGACUACGUGACUGCGUCACAGUCAAUUCCUCGAGCGUCAAGUACGUCAACUAGUUCCUCAUAUUCGUCUCAACUUACGAAUGCAACAUCUCAUAAUGUGCAAUCUACUUCUGGAACGAAGUCUCCGAGAGUUACUAGUGCUCCAGUUACCGUCACACAAGCUAAUGCGUCAUCCGUGUCUCUAUCCAGUAGUUCUUCGACUCUCAAUCUUCCUACCACUUCGACACCACGCACCAGCUCGUCUUCUCAACGAUCAGAUCUUAUACCAACGACAUCAACCGUUUUGCCAACGUCUCAAACCGCAUCACCUCCAUCCCACUAUACAAACACUCUUUCCUCAUCAGGUGCAGCCAAUCUCCCUAGUGGAAAAGUGACGAGUGCAGCGACUAGUGCAGACGCAAGUGAAAGUACAACUAAGCCAGCAACAAAAGCAACAACACCAACGCCUGCAAAAGAGUCUGACGGUCAAUCAAUUGCAGUAGUUGCUGGUGGAGCUGCAGGUGGAGUCGUCGUCUUAAUUGUCUUUCUAAUCAUUAUCAUCGUCACUUGCUAUCGACGUACACAAAGUUUUGCACUCGAUGAAGAUAAGCAACGGUCUCCAGUAGCAAGUGCUACCACAAUCGACAAUCCCACCUACUGGACAGAAACAACAAAUAGAGAAAGACUGAAACAAAGUCAUGUUGACAGCAGUGGACAAACAGCUGCGUCCUCCUCAUACGAAACUAUUAACAAACCGACGGCUAUUGUUUCACCCGUGCAACGCCCCACUGCGACCGGAAGCGACGGGAUAAAAAAAGAAGAUGAGUAUGAUGUGUUGGACCGAAAAAUGGAAGAUGAAGUGAUUGUUACAAAACUUGACGGUCUAGACGAACGUUACUCAACGCUAGAAAGCAGCAAAUACAGUGUGUGUGACCGAAAGACGGAUGAAAUUCCUGUUACAACAGAAGGCAUUCCAUUGGAGGGUUACUCUGUAGUUAAGCGAAUGUCGGACAAGAGGCAGAAGAAUGCCGAUAGCAGUCGCUCAGAUGGUCAAUAUGAGGAAGCAGUGAUAAGUGGAGCUUACGCACUCGUUGGCAGUGCAAACAAUUCUUCAUCUAACGUCCAAAGACAAAGCGAUCUCCAAAAAGAUAGCCCGUAUGCGGUACCUGACAAACCGAAACAAGCAGUAGGUGCGCGUUUGUCUGCGUCUUCUACGAAUGGUAGGCACUCUGAAGUUACCGCCAAAAAGCCGAAACAGCUCGCACAACGUUUGUCUACAACAUCUGCAAGUGAACCAUAUGAAGAAGUCGUGCAGUCGGGUAGUACUAAAGAAGAAAAUCCUUACUCUCUACCGAGUGAGCACAAAGCUAAGGCUCGUAAGAAUACUGUGUCACCAAAAACUGAGUAUUCCUACGCCAAGCCUGAUUCCAAACGAGCAACGACGGUCGAGAGUGACCGCUUAGUGAUAGGAGAGGUCAGGCCAACAAAACAAGACGAUGAAGAAAUGCCACAAGGAAAUAGUGAAAAUCCCUACGCUGCACCAGAUGAAGUAAAGCACAAGAACGCCAGAAGUGUUACACUCCCCAGUGAGUACUCCUAUGCGAGGCCCAACGUCAAGAGAGAAAUGGAGAUAUCAGGUGACCGUUUGGUGACCAGAGCAGCAGCAAUGACGGCACAACAAGACGACACAGGCGGCAUACCGAAUGACGAGAACGAUGAGAAUCCAUAUGCUCUACCAGAUGAGAACAAAACGAGGACGACUCGCAAUGCUCCUCCAUCACUACCUCCACCAAAUGCACAAGAUUCUCGCACCCAACCAGAACUACACGAUCAGUCCAACGCAGACAGAUCUGCUGGUAAAAGUGAUUCAUCUAUCUCACCCUGUCAAUUCACUGCAGUAAAAGACACAUACGCUGUUGCCACUAAACAAUCUAAGAAGAAACAGUCGACCGUGUCACACAUGUCAGUUGGUGACAGUGAAUACGCUGUUGCCAACAUACAAGCCAAGAAAAAACAAUCAACAGUCUCACAUAUGUCAGUUGGUGACAGUGAAUAUGCUGUAUCGAGCAAGCUACCAUCGGGAAGUCCAAAAUCAAACCGAAAACCUGCAAUCGCAUCUAAACCAAAGCAUUACCAGACGGAAGGGACCAAAUAUACUGUAUCCGCAAAGUCUCGAUCUUUGCCUCGCGAUGCGAUGAAUGCAACUGCUUCAUCGGUUCAAAAGAAAGGAAAGUCUGACGUGAAGUAUACAGACGUGGAGAUUAUACCGUCGGAAACGAAGCGACACGUGACGUCUGAAGAAAACGUGGAGUACGCCACUAUUGACCAUGUUAAGCAUUGAAACAUUUAGUUAAUACAUUGACAUAAAUGCAGCUCUACUUGCACUCUAGUGCAAUAACUUUUCUAAAUUCUUGCUUUUUGUAUCGUAUAUAUUGCUUUGUUUAUCGUAUAUAUGUUGCUGUUGUCUGUUUAUAUACAAUCGUCAUUAAUCAUUGUAUUACAAUCAUUCAAUAAAUUCA